This is a messenger RNA of Eriocheir sinensis (Chinese mitten crab), 1417 nucleotides long. RefSeq names its product actin-57B-like. Gene Ontology annotation, biological process: mitotic cytokinesis. The record is from RefSeq and is a predicted model, not a curated record. Lineage: Eukaryota; Metazoa; Arthropoda; Malacostraca; Decapoda; Varunidae. The coding region runs from base 73 to 1203 and encodes 376 amino acids. The transcript is spliced from 2 exons.
GAGUGACGCAGUCUGUAGUCUCGUACGGACUAAGGGUACAAGCACCUGUAUCCAUACUAAAAAGAAAACAGCAUGUGUGACGACGAAGCUUGUGCCCUCGUGGUCGACAACGGCUCCGGGAUGGUCAAGGCUGGCUUCGCCGGCGACGACGCUCCCAGGGCUGUGUUCCCCUCCAUCGUCGGCCGACCUCGACACCAGGGUGUGAUGGUCGGCAUGGGUCAGAAGGACGCCUACGUCGGUGACGAGGCCCAGAGCAAGCGAGGUAUCCUGACUCUCAAGUACCCCAUCGAGCACGGCAUCAUCACCAACUGGGACGAUAUGGAGAAGAUCUGGCACCACUCAUUCUACAACGAGCUCCGCGUCGCCCCUGAGGAGUCCCCCGUCCUCCUCACUGAGGCUCCCCUCAACCCCAAGGCCAACCGUGAGAAGAUGACCCAGAUCAUGUUCGAAACCUUCAACACUCCCGCCAUGUACGUGGCCAUCCAGGCCGUGCUGUCCCUGUACGCCUCUGGCCGUACCACUGGUAUCGUGCUGGACUCUGGCGACGGUGUAUCGCACACCGUCCCCAUCUAUGAAGGUUACGCUCUACCACAUGCCAUCCUGCGUCUUGACCUGGCAGGCCGCGAUUUGACUGCUUAUCUCAUGAAGAUCAUGACUGAGCGUGGCUACUCCUUCACCACCACGGCUGAGCGAGAAAUCGUUCGCGAUAUCAAGGAGAAGCUUUGCUAUGUCGCUCUUGACUUCGAGAGUGAGAUGAACGUGGCUGCUGCCUCCUCCUCCCUUGAGAAGUCCUACGAGCUGCCCGACGGUCAGGUCAUCACCAUCGGCAAUGAGCGCUUCCGUGCACCAGAAUCUCUAUUCCAGCCUUCCUUCCUGGGUAUGGAAUCUGUUGGCAUUCACGAGACCGUCUACAACUCCAUAAUGAGAUGCGACAUUGACAUCAGGAAGGACCUGUUUGCAAACAACGUUAUGUCUGGCGGCACCACCAUGUACCCUGGUAUUGCUGACCGUAUGCAGAAAGAGAUCACGAACUUGGCUCCUUCAACUAUCAAGAUAAAGAUUAUUGCGCCACCGGAACGUAAAUACUCCGUCUGGAUCGGCGGCUCCAUCUUGGCCUCUUUGUCCACGUUCCAGGCCAUGUGGAUCACCAAGGAAGAGUACGACGAGUCUGGCCCCGGCAUCGUGCAUCGCAAGUGCUUCUAAACACUUUAAAUAUAAAGUAUAUUUUUCAUAUUUCUAUAUUUAUAAAAUAUAUAUAAAGUUAGCUAUAUAUUUACUUAUACUUAUUUUAUAUAUUGUUUAUGUUUAGCUAACAAGAGUUGAAGGGAGUGUGUGUGUGUAUGUGUGUGUGUAUAUAUAUAUAUAUAUAUAUAUAUAUAUAUAUAUAUAUAUAUAUAUAUAUAUAUAUAUAUAUAUA